AUGCCUUCAAGAUUCAUUCCACCAUCAGCACCGCAAGUGCAGGACUUCGACUGCAAAAACGUCGACCCUUCCACCAUCGUACAAGCACUGAUCACCACCGGCGGCGUCCUACUACGAAACUUCAUACCCAACAAAAAGAUCCUCUCAGAAAUCGAGAAAGACGUACGUCCCCACAUCAACGCCGACACGCCAUGGAAAGGCGACUUCUUCCCACCAGAAACACGACGAGUGUACGGCCUCGCAGGGAAAUCCUCAACCUUCAUGCAUCACAUCGUGGCGAAUUCGAUCUAUCAAAGCGUCUGCGAUAAGCUUCUCAGCUCGACUCACAGGUGUUAUAUUGGCGAUAAGAUUGAGGAAUCGCUUUCUCCGCCGCAACUCUGCAACACGCUUGUGCUUUCCAUUGGGCCCGGGGCUCGAGAUCAAGAGCUGCAUCGAGAUGAUAUGAUUCAUCACAAUGCUUUGCCGGAGAUUUCUGCUGAGGAUUACGCCAUCGGCCGCGAUACGGGUAUUGGACUGUUCGUCGCCGGUAAGCCAGUCACAAGAGCCAAUGGAGCUACGAGAUUCAUUCCCGGAAGUCAUCUCUGGGACACCAUGCGGCCAUCUUCUGGAGACGAGUCGGCCGUGUACGCCGAGAUGGAGCCCGGCGAUGCUUUCAUCAUGCUGAGCAGCUGCUACCAUGGUGGUAGUGCCAACAACACGUCCAACGAAGAGAGGCUGCUGUAUAGCUGCUUCAUGACCAAAGGGUACUUGCGACAGGAAGAAAACCAAUACCUGGCUGUUCCACAGGAGGCAGUCAAGAACUUUCCCCUUGGAAUGCAGAGACUUAUUGGGUACAAUGUCAGCAAGCCGUUUCUGGGAUGGGUGGAUCUCGACGAUCCGAGGAAGGCAUUGUAUGGGAGCGAGUGGAAGGGAUCGAACGGUGCGGACUUGCUUUGA
This is a messenger RNA of Zasmidium cellare ATCC 36951, 936 nucleotides long. RefSeq lists its product as uncharacterized. NCBI's taxonomy places the organism in Eukaryota, Fungi, Ascomycota, Dothideomycetes, Mycosphaerellales, Mycosphaerellaceae. The transcript has 2 exons. The record is from RefSeq and is a predicted model, not a curated record. Bases 1 to 936 code for a protein of 311 amino acids.